CUUAAAAGUCACAGGCGCUCACGCAGCGGAGCUUAAUGCUGCAAGCUGGCUGCUGGGCGAAGCAGCUUUUUCUUAGCCCUUAUUCACUUAUCCCAGUGUUUCAAAAUCAGGAGCAGCAGAGGACUUAAAGGCACACUGCCUGCUGCAAACAAAAAGUCAGCGGAAACGUGAAAUUAAACAAAGUUGGCCCUGCGAAACCAGGACCAACACAAAAUCUUUUUUUUUCUUUUAUAAGGACUAAAACCAUAGAGAUCACUCAACUUGGAAAUCGUGCUGGAAAAAAAAGUGCAUCGGGGCUUUACUGUCAAGAUUUCAGAAAGAAAGCGAUGGCUGCAGAGCUGACCAUCGGAACAGAUCUGCCUACUAGCCCCCUUGCUAUGGAAUAUGUCAAUGAUUUUGAUUUGCUGAAGUUUGACGUGAAAAAGGAACCACUGGGAAGAGACCCUCGCACUCUAAGGCACUGCAAUCGUUUACAAACAACCGGCUCUGUUUCUUCCACUCCAAUCAGCACACCUUGCAGCUCUGUACCGUCAUCUCCCAGCUUUAGUCCGACUGAACAGAAAACGCACAUGGAAGACCUAUACUGGAUGGCGAGCAACUACCAGCAACUUAAUCCAGAGGCGUUGAAUCUGACGCCAGAAGAUGCAGUGGAAGCCCUGAUUGGAAGUACUCAUCCAGUUCACCAACAACUGCAAGCAUUCGACAGUUUCAGGGCCCACCACCACCACCACCAUCAACACCAGCAUCAUCACCAGUUCCAAGGCGUUACCCAUGAAGACUUGAGCAAUACAGCGCACCCACAUCUUCUUCACCAUCACCACCAUCCCCACCAGACGUCCCCGACACCUUCUAACACCUCCACAUCUUCCCAACAACUCCACAGUUCACAUCAGCAACAUCAACAAUCUAAUAAUCCUGAAGACCGGUUCUCAGAUGAUCAGCUUGUCUCCAUGUCAGUGAGAGAACUCAACCGGCACCUGAGGGGGUUCUCAAAAGAUGAGGUGAUACGCCUCAAACAGAAGAGGAGGACACUGAAGAACAGAGGCUAUGCCCAGUCUUGCCGAUUCAAGCGGGUGCAGCAAAAGCACCAUCUGGAAAAUGAGAAGACUCAGCUGAUGCAGCAGGUUGAGCAGCUCAAACAAGAGGUGGCUCGACUGGCGCGCGAGAGAGACGCCUACAAGAUUAAAUGCGAGAAACUUGCAAGCAAUGGCUUCAGGGAGGCUGGAUCCACCAGUGACAAUCCAUCUUCUCCAGAGUUCUUUAUGUGAGUCUUUAAAACAAUUUCAACACGUCCUACAUUUCUUACACAUCUAAUCCGCCUGUUUACCUAGAGACUAUAAAAAGAAAACAUUUGCAAUUUCUUGAACUUGCAAAACAUUUUAUUUAGAUUAGCUGUUAUCAAAGUAGCUGGAAAACAAACAAGAAGUACGUUUCACAUUUUAGACUGCCUAAUAGGUAAACGGGGAAACAUAACAUGUUACAAAGUCUUAGAGAGUGUUUGCUUCACAUACAGUAGUGCACUUGGAAGACAGUAUUCAGCAAGCCAUCUAUUUAAAAUGUCUGUUGAAAAGUAACUGGAGGACAGCAUUGCAAAACUGAGUGCACUCUUUUGUCUAGUUGGUAAAGUAGGGAAUAAGGACCACAGGGCAAUGUAUACUGACUUUUCAUCUAUUGCCCACUUGAGAAAGUAGUGGCAAAGGACACAGAUGGUGAGGCUAUUAUGCAACAUCUCAUCAGAUUUAUUGCCUGCUUUAUUACAUAGAAACUCAGAAAAAUAAACUCUGCAUUUAAAUAUUAAUCCUGCAUGCUGGACAUGUAUGGUAAUAAUUUCUAUUUUGUACCAUUUUCUUGUUUAAAUUUUAGCAUGGUGUCCAUAAAAGAUUUUUGAUUUUGUUUUCUUGCUAAACGUUAUCAGAGAUGUAAACUUACUACUGCUUGUGCAGUUUUUUUCGGUUCUAAUUAGCUUUGUAAAUAAUUGCAAUGUCAAAUUAUAACUCAUUUCAGCAGGCUGGUUUAAACAUUUUAAGUACAGGAUUAACAUUCUGGGCAUUUUGUUAAUUUGCAUUGAUAGAGGACUUUGCAUUUUUGGUGCACUUGGUGUUCUGUUUCUAGUUUUCAUUUUGGUUUUGUUUGUUGGAGCAGAAGCAGAAUCAGCUUAUGAAAUACACAAUUACUGGUGAUAUGGUGCAGCGUGGACUAGUUACUGCAGAGAAAGUGAUAUACUCAGAGCUCAGAAUAGCAGUAUAGUUUCGUUUCCAAUAAACCACCAAGGCCAGGACUAUUUAAAUGUAGAAUCCCAAAUCAAUGCCUAUAUGCCCGCAUAUGAAUGAGAUUUUCAUACACAAAACAUUUUAAGAAUAGCAAAGAAUUGUAGCCCUACACUUUUAAGUUUGCAAACUAUUAUUGUCUACCUUCUUCAGUUCUGACAUAAUCUUCCUGGGAAAAAAUUCUGCAUAUUAUUUACCUAUAUCAAUGUAAUUCCACCUGUCCUUAUGGCAGACGUGUUCAUUCUGCUCAACUGACUGGUGGCAAUUAUGUAAUGAAUGUACAGAGGUUGUAUCUCAAGAUACUUCUAGUUUGAAAUGUAAACAUUAAAUCUGCUUUAUUUUGUUUCACAGCUCACAGCGAGACUGAUUUAGCCAGCUAUGUUUUCUGUCUUAGAUCAGCUUUAUUUUAUUAGUUUUUUCAACUUAAUAUAUAUACCAUGUUUGUGUGUGUAUAUGAGUGUGUGAGGGUUUGUGAGAGUGAGUGUGUUUCUGCAGGUCAGUUAAAGGUUUAAGUUGCACUAACAAAAUACCAAAAU
Messenger RNA from Protopterus annectens (West African lungfish), 2803 nucleotides. RefSeq names its product MAF bZIP transcription factor B (gene MAFB). The record is from RefSeq and is a predicted model, not a curated record. NCBI's taxonomy places the organism in Eukaryota, Metazoa, Chordata, Ceratodontiformes, Protopteridae. Gene Ontology annotation, biological process: regulation of transcription by RNA polymerase II. The coding region runs from base 327 to 1268 and encodes 313 amino acids. Gene Ontology annotation, cellular component: nucleus. Gene Ontology annotation, molecular function: DNA-binding transcription factor activity, RNA polymerase II-specific; RNA polymerase II cis-regulatory region sequence-specific DNA binding. The transcript has a single exon.